This is a messenger RNA of Pomacea canaliculata, 1947 nucleotides long. RefSeq lists its product as uncharacterized. The coding region runs from base 60 to 800 and encodes 246 amino acids. The transcript is spliced from 8 exons. NCBI's taxonomy places the organism in Eukaryota, Metazoa, Mollusca, Gastropoda, Architaenioglossa, Ampullariidae. The record is from RefSeq and is a predicted model, not a curated record.
AAAACUAAUAUAAGCUCUCCAUCAACCUCGCUGUUCGGGUAGGCAAUCAAUAAACAUCGAUGAUAUCAACGGUAUUUCCGACACAAACCACCAUGAACAUUGUACACGUCACUCAAAAACAAACAUCAACUUCAGGCAAAACAUCCGGUCGAAGCACGACGAAACGGACAGCAAUACGUCCUGUAACUACACGUGCGACUGCUGCAACUACGACUACAGCAACUACGACUGCAGCAACUAUGAGCACUCCUUGUGGGAGGAACUCAGGACAACACAACUCUUAUGUAAAGGACAACCUCAACAUCGUGCGACAGAAGUGCAGCGAGUUUCACGCCUGUACCGUGGAGCUGUAUAAGUCUGAGAACCUUCACCGCAUCCUGGCCGGCGACAACAUUCAGCUCCGUAACAUCUGUGGUCUGUUGUACCAAAACGCCAACGGCGGCUACAGGGUUCUGGACAACCAGUGCUCAACUCAGGCGAGAGAAUCCAUCAAGGAAAUACUGGGUGAUGAGGAGUUAUCCCCCAUUCUAGAAGGAAGCAGCUCUAGAGAGGACAGCUGGAGGAAACUCAAAACCUGUUUAGACAACACCCAAGAGGACAACACAUACCUCGACAAACUGUGCAGGUUAAAGGGAAACUCUACAGCUCCGCUGUGCAGCUCAACUGAUGUACAGGUGACGACGGAGAAGUUUUUCAACACCAAGUUGAGACUAUACCACUGUACCUGUAACACCUUUACUCAACAGUCGGCUGAGUCCUUGCCUCUGAGGCUGAUUGGGGGGUCUGUGCUGUGUCGCUGAUAUUCCUGCUCAUCGUCGUCAUCGUCGUUCUCUGCGUGCGACAACGAAAGCUCAAACAUCGUCUGACAACCGAGUCCAAACGCUCGGGAAAGACAACAUCACCGACAGAUGACUGGUGUACCAGCCAGGGUAUCCGCGAUCGCUCUCAGGUACCCCAAAGUCCGACCAGUCGACCUGCUGGCCAUCAGCCGUGGUUACCCGAGCCUUAUAUUCCUUACCAACUUCCGACGACCACCAGCCACAGCGACGACGACUAUCUGCUGCCAGACGUGGCCUGUGUGUACUACAAGAAUCAGUUACCUGAACAUCCUGCAACUGUCGCCAUCCAGCCUCCUCCACAAGACCGUCCGUACGUCCUGGCCAAGCACGUGGCGCCAUCUCCCGCCACCGACAGGAAGACGAGGGCCACUGAAGGACCUGACAGGUCGCUGGAGGAAGCCACGUACUUCGAUAAGAUCGACAUCAAGUCCGUGACGGAAACCAGUCCUGACGGCGGCUACACCCCCCUGGGUCUCACCCCCACCUUGGUGGUCAGACACCAGUCGGCUGAUUCAGAAGAGGGCAAAAGUAGCAACCCUCAGUAUUUGGAACUCGAACCUUCUCAAAACUGAAAACUUCUUCCACAUUUUCCUUUUCAUUAUUUUAUUCUUACGCAACUCUAGCACAUGUAUUUCUGAACUGCAGCCUGGUGUUAUCACAUGAUUUGAAUGUGUGCUGUGUUUAAAAAAGUCAUGUACCUGACAUUUGUAUUUGUUGUUUUAAUCAUGUGCUAUAUAAGUAAGAACUAAAUCUGGGAUAAAUGAGACAUUAACUGCCACAAUCUCUAAAUUAGUAUAAACCUCUCUCUUUCUCUCUCACACACACUUUCGCGUGUAUUGUAGAUACCAUUCACCCAGUACAUAUUCGGUGUUGUAGUCGUAAUAAGAAUAAUAAUAGCAUCUAUCACAAAGUACCCCUAUGAAAAAGAGGUUUACAAGGGAUAAAUAAUAAGUGCAUGUUUUGGUGAGUCAAAGAAAGUCACUCUGGAUCUCAUGCCAGCGUUUGAAUAUCAGCAUACCGGGACUAACUUCACAUUCUAACACAACCAACAGUUUAGUAUACAAUAAACCUAUGUCAUACUUUCUUGAUAAUGCGUGUACUUUGUGUC